UUGGUACCCCUUAAAGUAACUGAUGUUUAGUUCACAACUCGUCGAAGAUCUUUCUUCUAAGAUUCAUUUAUAAAAUAGGUAAGGAAAAUGUCGAUUCGUCCAGUAUAUCGGCCGACGAUCGUUAAGAAGCGGACGAAGAAAUUCAUCCGACAUCAAUCAGAUCGAUAUGAUAAACUUAAGAGGAAUUGGCGUAAGCCCAAGGGUAUUGACAACAGAGUCCGAAGACGUUUUAAGGGACAAUAUUUGAUGCCAAAUAUUGGUUAUGGAUCAAACAAAAAAACCCGUCAUAUGUUACCUACAGGAUUCCGUAAAGUACUUGUACACAAUGUUAAGGAACUCGAAGUACUCAUGAUGCAAAAUCGUAAAUUCUGUGCAGAAAUUGCACAUGGUGUUUCAUCUAAAAAACGAAAAUUGAUUGUUGAAAGAGCCCAACAAUUAAGCAUAAGAGUCACAAACGCUAAUGCCAGAUUAAGAUCACAAGAAAACGAAUAAAUUUUGUAAUUAUAGUGAUUAA
Messenger RNA from Chrysoperla carnea, 514 nucleotides. It is a transcript of the gene RpL32, whose product is annotated as 60S ribosomal protein L32. The record is from RefSeq and is a predicted model, not a curated record. NCBI's taxonomy places the organism in Eukaryota, Metazoa, Arthropoda, Insecta, Neuroptera, Chrysopidae. Gene Ontology annotation, cellular component: ribosome; cytosolic large ribosomal subunit. Bases 88 to 492 code for a protein of 134 amino acids. The transcript is spliced from 4 exons. Gene Ontology annotation, molecular function: structural constituent of ribosome. Gene Ontology annotation, biological process: translation.